Messenger RNA from Scomber scombrus (Atlantic mackerel), 3660 nucleotides. It is a transcript of the gene sptlc2b, whose product is annotated as serine palmitoyltransferase, long chain base subunit 2b. The transcript has 12 exons. The coding region runs from base 60 to 1754 and encodes 564 amino acids. The record is from RefSeq and is a predicted model, not a curated record. Gene Ontology annotation, cellular component: serine palmitoyltransferase complex. Gene Ontology annotation, biological process: sphingosine biosynthetic process; ceramide biosynthetic process. Lineage: Eukaryota; Metazoa; Chordata; Actinopteri; Scombriformes; Scombridae. Gene Ontology annotation, molecular function: pyridoxal phosphate binding; serine C-palmitoyltransferase activity.
UUACACAAGUUGGGGCCGCUUGUUAUCGUGUAAUUUCCACUCACACACGGCCAGCAGAGAUGACGGAAAGCUCAGCGAACAAGCUGCUAAACGGAGACGCCUGUCACCGCUCCUCUGGUGCUAAAAAAUCGACCAAAAAUGGCAUCGUGAAGAACCACUGCCUGUUUCAACAGCCACACAAGUACCGACGCCCCCGGGAGAAGAGGCGAAAUGUCCCACACAACGCCAGCCUGUACAAGAAGCCCUACGUGGAGUCGUUCGAGGAGACGCCUCUCAUGGUGGCCGUGCUCACCUACAUGGGCUACGGCAUUCUCACCAUCUUCGGCUACCUGCGGGACUUCCUUCGCCAAUGGAACAUCGAGAAGUGCAACGUGGCCCGGGAGAGGGAGGAGCAGAAGGAUUUCGUCCCCCUUUAUCAGGACUUCGAGAACUUUUACACCAGAAACUUGUACAUGAGGAUCCGAGACAACUGGAACCGGCCCAUCUGCAGCGUCCCCGGUGCCAAGAUGGACCUGGUGGAGAGAGUUUCCCACGACUACAACUGGACCUUCGAGCACACAGGCAAAGUUGUGCGGGACGUCAUCAAUAUGGGCUCAUACAACUACCUCGGCUUUGCGGAGAACACAGGAGCCUGUGCUGAUGCUGCUCUUGAAGCCACACAAAAGUAUGGAGUUGGAGUGGCCAGCACUCGCUGUGAGAUGGGCAACCUGGACAUCCACGAGGAGCUGGAGCAGUUGGUUGCCAGGUUCCUCGGUGUUGAGUCAUCGAUGGCUUUCGGCAUGGGCUUUGCAACAAAUUCCAUGAACAUUCCUGCUCUCACCGGGAAGGGUUGUCUUAUCCUGAGUGACGAGCUGAAUCACGCAUCGCUCGUGCUGGGUGCCCGCCUGUCCGGCUCGACGAUUCGGGUCUUCAAACACAACAACAUGCAAAGCCUGGAGAAGCUGCUGAGAGACGCUAUUGUACACGGGCAGCCGAGAACCCAUCGACCCUGGAAGAAAAUCCUCAUUGUGGUGGAGGGCAUUUACAGUAUGGAGGGCUCCAUUGUGCGUCUGCCAGAGGUUAUUGCUCUGAAGAAGCGCUAUAAGGCCUACCUGUACUUGGAUGAAGCUCACAGUAUCGGGGCCUUAGGGCCUAACGGCAAAGGCGUGGUCGAUUACUUUGGCCUGGAUCCAAAAGAUAUAGACAUCAUGAUGGGAACGUUCACCAAGAGCUUUGGUGCAGCCGGGGGAUACAUUGGAGGCAAAAAGGAGCUGAUCGACUACCUGCGGCGCCACUCUCACAGCGCCCUGUACGCCACCUCCAUGUCUUCACCUGUGGUCCAGCAAACAAUCACCUCUAUGAAGAUUAUCAUGGGAGAGGAUGGGACCACACUGGGUGCGGAUCGCCUCCAACAGCUGUCGGAGAACACCACCUACUUCCGCAGGAAACUCCGGGACAUGGGCUUCAUCAUCUACGGCAACGAUGACUCGCCAGUCGUACCCAUGAUGCUCUACAUGCCUGCCAAAAUUGGGGCGUUUGGUCGGGAAAUGUUGAAGAGAAACAUCGGCACGGUGGUCGUCGGCUUCCCGGCGACACCUAUCAUCGAGUCAAGAGCGCGUUUCUGCGUUUCGGCCGCCCAUACCAGAGAGAUGCUCGACACAGCAUUGGCGGCUAUCAGUGAAGUGGGCGACCUGCUGCAGCUGAAGUACUCUAGACGUGAACUGCCUCUUCCCUCGCUGGGGUGGAUGUCCGAAGAGAGCCUGCUUCAGGACUGAGCCACAUCAUCCCCUUCCUGUCAUAUCUAGUCCUCUCCCCAAACUCACUGUCCCUCCUCCCAGUUCCAUCCACCCCCCCCCCCCCCCCCCCCCCCCCCCUUUCUGGUGUCCUCUCAUUUCUCUCAUUUUAACUUUUUGAGCCAGACCCUCCACCCCACCUCCCCAUAUCUCAACUCAUAUCAAACCCCAGUGGACUCAACAGAACCAAAGUCUUAAGAGGUCUGACCCAUUUUGAGAUCUUUCCAGCGGAUUCACCCAUAGCAGGGGAGGACCAAAAUCACCCUCAGCUGUGUCCGUUGUUACAAAAGUGUGUUCAGAGAAUUUCAGGUCUUAACUUAUUUUGACUGCAUCGGUCUAAUGUCAAGUCUUAUUCCUGUGUGCACAUUGAAUGUGUAUCUUAUUUGUGCAAUAAUAACAACAAUAUGGAGUUUCUCUGUAAUUCAAACAACCUAGAGCAAAUUGGACUGAUUUUUUUUUUUCCAUGAGUUAUUACUCGUGCACUUGAGGUGGGGAGGGAUGCAAACUAUUAAAAAAAAAUUGAUCAAAGCAGUUGCUACGAUGUACACAAAAGAGGAAAAAAUUAUAUAUGUAAAUAUUAUUUAUCACAAACUCGGUAAUACUGCCUUAGGGUAGCAUCCCAAACCUCAAAAAAAGAUACAAUAUUUCACAGGAGUAACAUAAGCAUGUGUUGUCCAUAUGUAUUUAUCUGACGGCUUUUUUCCUAAUCACUUUUACUUGAAUAGAGCGUAUUGAAUAUUGGGUUCUUUCCCUAACCAAAGGAUAUACUGUAUAUGUAUAGAUAUAUUUUCUACCUUUCUCUUAAAAUGCAAAGCAGAUGUUCCAAAAGAAAACGUUUAACAGGGAAAGAAUCCCAGGGAGCAAGACUAAGGAAUAUUUUUUACAACUUAUUUUCUAUAAAUAUUUUUCAGCCUUAUUUACUGUUUACACCUGCACUCAAAAACUUGAGCCCAAUGUCUUUAACAUUUCUAUAAGCUAAUGAGCUACAUGUGUGAUUUUUUUCAUUUUUUAUUUUUUUUCAUUCUCACUCAAGUGCUUUCUUGUGCAUCAGCGUUGACACGAUCUCUGAGCACGGUGACACACUGUAAAUUAGAUCUGUAUGUAUGACGAUGCUGCUUUCAUGCUUAUCUGAUGUACAGACAGCUUUUAUUUAUUUAAAAAUGUAUCUCAACUUUCAGCUAUCUACUUUUGUGAGAAUUCUAACUGUUAUCUGAAAGGCAGCUCCAGAUGUGUCCCGAUGGAAGGUGUGCAUUUUAAUUGACUACUUGCGUCUUACUUCAGUGCGGCACUACUGACAGGCAUUGUAAAUGCACAGAUGACGUAGUAACUGAAACUUGCAAGGUGUGUAUUUGGGUAUGCUUCAAGUGUCAGUGUUUUCUGUCCCGUGACUGUAUCAUCUGUGAUGGCAUUCCAAAUCAACUUGCUUUCAUUUUGUCAAAUGUUUGUUUUGUUUUACCGUUUUUUUUGUUGUUGUUUUUUUGUCUGUCUUUUCUGUGUGAAAUCACCCUGAAACAUAGCAAACUGUAUAUGUUGCCGUUAAAUAUCCUGUUUGUGUGUGUUUUUAUCUUCUAUCACUUUAUUGAUGUGAAUUGGAGGCUGCAGCAAUGCAGCCAGUCAGAAUGCUAGCUGUUGUCUGGCAAUGUGACCAUUCCUAAAAAUGUUCAUCAAAGUGAUUAAACUCAACACAGGUUUAGAGAUGAUUUUGUUGAUGUUUUUGCACACCAUAACAACUUUUUAGGAUCUUUUUUUAAAACUGUACAUCCAUUAGAAAUUAAUCAUUGUUGUCUUUGAGUGAGUCAUUCCAAUUUUGUUGUUUUUCACGGAAAAUGUCUUGAAUAACAACUCAGUGAUGCAUUUGCUUCAAUAAAUAUUAUAUACAAAGGUGAAA